Molecule: messenger RNA, 2588 nt
Organism: Esox lucius (northern pike)
Lineage: Eukaryota; Metazoa; Chordata; Actinopteri; Esociformes; Esocidae
Product: ethanolamine-phosphate cytidylyltransferase
Exons: 13
Coding region: 529-1740 (403 amino acids)
Biological process (GO): phosphatidylethanolamine biosynthetic process
Cellular component (GO): cytoplasm
Molecular function (GO): ethanolamine-phosphate cytidylyltransferase activity
Source: RefSeq, a predicted model, not a curated record
CGCGCUAAAUAGGCUCGGAAUGCCCAAGACUAGAAAUUAGACGACGAUAUGAAUCCACUGUCUUCUUAUGAGGCUAUUGUUUUCCAAGUACGGCACCGGAUAUAGGACGUGGUGGAUUAUUAAAUAUAAUAUAAUCAUGUUGUCGUCUACUUCAUUUCUACUAACACUGUGGGCCAAAACAUUCUCAAUGUGUACGCACAUGGUUACACAGUGAAUCCAGAUGAAAUCACAUGACGGUGGAGCAUGCCUCGAUUAUAUAAUGUCCGCGAUCCUCUAGCAGUCAUCGUACGAUUCAGUGCCAUAUGACGCCACUUCCCAGGGAUAGGAGGCGUUGUCCCAUGGAGGUGCUGCGGAGGCGUCACUUCGAUGCAGAAACCGGCUAUCCUGCAAGGGGACAUCCAUUAGGCACAGCCUAAAUAACGUCGAAGGGUUUAGGCAUUUGCGUGUUCGUUCGUGCUUUAUUGGGAUUUUCUCAUUGUCUUGGGUAUUUGUUGAAAUAUCAUAGAUUUAGUCUUCUCGCGCACAAAAAUGCUAAAGAACGGACAUCAUCAACUGAACACAGCAGGGAAAGACGCAGGGACGAAACUCGGCGCUACGGCUUGCAGUCCGGAGAAAAGAAGACGAACCAUCCGGGUAUGGUGUGAUGGAUGCUAUGACAUGGUCCAUUAUGGUCACUCUAACCAGCUGCGGCAGGCCAAGGCCAUGGGAGAUUACCUCAUCGUUGGAGUGCACACAGAUGGUGAGAUCUCGAAGCACAAGGGUCCCCCGGUCUUCACACAGGCUGAGCGAUACAAGAUGGUGCGAGCCAUCAAGUGGGUGGAUGAGAUAGUGGAGGGAGCGCCCUACGUCACCACACUGGAGACGCUGGACAAAUACAACUGUGACUUCUGUGUGCACGGAGAUGACAUCACACUGACAGUGGAUGGAAAGGACACAUACGAAGAGGUGAAGAAGUCGGGAAGAUACAGGGAGUGCAAGCGAACCCAAGGAGUUUCUACCACAGACCUGGUGGGUCGCAUGCUCCUAAUGACCAAAGCCCACCACAGCAACAUAGGCCAUUCUGACUAUCAACAGCACACAGAUAACUUUGGAAAGGGGUUGCAGGGUCCGAAGGGCCACAGUCCGUGGACGGGGGUGUCCCAGUUCCUCCAGACCUCCCAGAAGAUCAUCCAGUUUGCCUCAGGACAGGAGCCUCAGCCUGGGGACACCAUCAUCUAUGUGGCCGGGGCCUUCGACCUCUUCCAUAUCGGCCAUGUGGACUUCCUAGAGGCGGUUUCCAAGCUCUCAGACAAGCCAUAUGUCAUAGUGGGGUUGCACUUUGACCAAGAGGUCAAUCGAUACAAAGGGAAGAAUUAUCCCAUCAUGAACGUCCACGAGAGAACACUAAGUGUGCUGGCCUGUCGAUACGUCUCCGAGGUGGUGAUUGGUGCGCCUUAUGCAGUCACAAGAGACUUACUGGAACACUUCAAGGUGGACCUUGUCUGUCAUGGGAAAACUGAGGUGCAUCCUGACAAAGACGGCUCUGACCCCUACACUGAGCCUAGGAGGAGAGGAAUUCUGCACACUGUGGACAGUAUGAACAGCCUCACUACUGAUGACAUUGUCCAGAGGAUAAUCAAAAACAGGCUGCUGUUUGAGGCCCGGAACCAGAACAAAGAAGCUAAAGAGAUCGCUGUGAUACAGGCCAUUAAGCGACGAGAGGAAGAGAAGGCCAAGGAAAGAUCCAAGGCUGUACUCUAGGACGACGUGCCAGAAAAUGCACACCCACCACUGAGGAACCGUUGACCACCUUCAGGGUCAAGCUGUGACUGACAGAACCCAAAACAUCUAACCCCACCAAUGAACCCCACCAAUGAACCCCACCAAUGAUGCAGUGUAAUCAGUCCACCUGUCCAGUGUCAUAACUCCUAACCAAGACCCCUCCAGUUCACACUGUCUAUAGCACCAGUGGCUCAAGUUACGACAAGCCUUCUUUUUUUAACAACAACAACAUGCAGUAUUCUUACAAUGGGAGUUCUGUUGUAGAUUCGAUAUGGUAUCGUAUUAUGUUGACAUGUUUUCUAUCUGUAUUCAUAUUUUUAAAUCCGGCUGUAAACAUUUUACGUCAUUUUGUUCUUAUGGUUUUCCUAUGAAUACCUAAACAGUAUAGACCAUUUUCUCCUUCACUCACUGAGUUUAACAACAAAGAGCAAGGCCCAAAAUAGUCUUGAUAAACCAGUAAAGUGUGUCUCUGAACAUGGCACAGUGUCUCAAGCAGUUUGAGGCCCAACAGCAGUAAGGAGACCAAAUCAUUUUUUUGGGGUUUAUUGAGCUUAAAAACAUUUGGGAAUUUUGAAUAUUCAAAGUAUAGUCUUUUUUUUCAACAUUCUGAUUUGGACAAGGGAACGUAGAGACAGGUGUCAAGCUGUAAGCCAACACUUCGUUUUAUUGCUUUUCAGCUUUUCUGCUGAUUCUCUUCCAGUUAUUAUUUAGCAUCCAACACUUGCAUACAAAAUGGCCCACUUUUCUCUAUAAAGUGCACUAUAUACAGUGGAUAUAAAAAGUCUACACCCCGGUUAAAAUGCCAGGUUCUUAUUUUUCCCCCUCAA